AUGGGGUCGUGGGUGGACGCGGGGAGUGGCGGGCGGGCGCGCGUUGAGGGGUGCAGAGGAGCUGCGGACGGCGCGGCUGCGCAACACGCCACAGCGCGCCCUGCAUCCGCGUGCGUCGCGCGCUCCCCGUCGUCGUCCCCCAUGACCCUGCCCUCCUCGUCCUCCUCGCCCCUCAGCCUCUUCACGCCCUUGUCGCACCACCGCUCGCCGUUGCUCUCGCCCUGCCCCUCCCCCUCGCCGCUGCGCACGCUCGACGAGGAUGCGGCGGACGUCGCGGACGGGCUCACUGGAGAGCGCCAGUGGGGAAUGGCGGGGAUUCGCGGGCCAGCGGCGGAGUCGGGCGCGGGGGUCGGGGUGGCGGGGGGGUGCGCGUCGAUGCGGCGGAGUGCGGCGUCGGUGUCGAUGCCGUCGCUGUGCGCCGCGCCGUGGGAGGGCGACGGGCUGGCCGCGAGCGCGUGGCUGUCGGGCUGCGGCGGGCGAUGGACUCCCGGCGCCGCUGCGGCGUGGCUGGCGCGCGACGAGAGCGAGCGAUGGACGACCAACGGCGAAUGGGCGGUGGGCGAGCGCAGCGCGCGGAGAGGAGCGGUGCGCGGGGGCACUGGGAGAAGCGGAGCGACAGGGACGGCGAAGGAAGGCGGACCGGCAGGGGGAGGACAGCGCCCUGCGACGGGCGGUGGGGCGAGCGCGGGGGCUGGAUGGCGGGAGCUUGCACGGGAGGCGGAAGGGCGAGGGGGCUUGUGGGGGCCGCGGGCGAGGGAAGUGAGCGGCGCGAAGCGGGGCAUGCGAGGGCGAGGCAGGGACGGGUCGUGGGGGGGCGAUGAGAGCGGCGCGGGCAGCGUGGGCGCGGAUUGGGCGGAGGUAGUAGCAGAAGGGGAGGCGGAGGAGGGGAGGGGGAGGGAGAAGAAGGCGAAGGGCGGAAGGGCGGCGGGCACUGGUGAGGGUGCGCGGCAUGGAGAGAGCAGCAGCGGUGCUGGCAGGGUGGGUGAGAACGCGGGGGGAGGGGGAGCGAGCUUGGAGCGCGAGCUGCAGGAGUGGCUGGGCGCUGCACUGCCGUGCGCCGGCGAGAGAGGCAGCAGCGGGGCGGGCGUGCAGCUCCCAGGCGCGGAUGCGAGCAGGGUGGCGGCGAGUGGCGGGGGCGAGAGCACGAGCGGUGGAAGGGCGGGCGCUGCUGGCAUGGGCGCUGCUGGCAUGGGCGCUGCUGGCAUGGGCGCGGAGCAGCGGCAAGCAGGUGCGAGCGAGUCCGAGGGCAUGAAUGGGAGGGGGGGCGGGCAACAGGAAGAAGCGGGGGGGGAAGCGCAGCGAGAGGGGGCGGGGACGGAGGCGCAGCAGGUAGAGUUCCGCGUGACGGCACAGGAGCAGGGACGCCGCCCCGCCGCUUGGAAGCCCGAGGCUGAGCAACGCCGAAGCAGGCAGUCAGGUUCGGUGUUUGGAUCGGGGGAGGAUGGGCUGACGCUGGAGUCGUUUCUGUGCGGCGGCAGGAGGGCGCGCGCACGGCUGCGGGGGCAGGGCGCCCACACGUGGCAGGUGGAUGACGUGGCGGCGCGGGGCGUGGCUCAGAGCAUGAAGGCACAGGUGCAGGGGGGACGGAAGGGGGAAGGGGAGGGGGCGGAGGAGGGGGAGGGGGAGGGGAAAAAAGGAGGAGGGAGAAGGGAGGAGAUGGUGGUGGAGUUAAGGUGUUGUGACGAGCAGAGGCAGAGGCAGCAGGGCGGGGGGCAGGGCGUGCACGAGCAGCUGCAGCAGUGGCGGCGGCAGAGGUCGCUGUGUGGCGGCGCGGGGAAGGGGAAGGGGAGGGCCUCCCUUGGCGUGGGGCAGGCACACAGGCGCGGGCGGUCGGACGCGCUGGACGUGUCGGCUGCUGUGGCCGCACUGGGGGGCGCUGGGGAGGCAGGCGCAGGCGGCAAGGAGGGGUGUGCAGGGGGCCAGGAGGGGUGUGCAGGGGGCCAGGAGGGGUGUGCAGGGGGCCAGGAGGGGUGUGCAGGGGGCCAGGAGGGGUGUGCAGGGGGCCAGGAGGGGUGUGCAGGGGGCCAGGAGGGGUGUGCAGGGGGCCAGGAGGGGUGUGCAGGGGGCCAGGAGGGGUGUGCAGGGGGCCAGGAGGGGUGUGCAGGGGGCCAGGAGGGGUGUGCAGGGGGCCAGGAGGGGUGUGCAGGGGGCCAGGAGGGGUGUGCAGGGGGCCAGGAGGGAUGUGCAGGGGGCCAGGAGGGGUGUGCAGGGGGCCAGGAGGGGUGUGCAGGGGGCCAGGAGGGGUGUGGUGGCGGAGGUUGCGAGUGGGAGGGCAGUGGCGCGAGGCGAGGCGGGGAAGGUGUGGGUGGAGGCAGCGGUGCGAGUGCGGGCGGAAUGCAGGUGGAUGGCAGUCACCUGCCCACUGCUCCCAGCCACGCUGCCUUGGCGGCAGCCAACAGCGUGGUGAGCAUGGCGGGCGUGGGCGCUGUGCUGUGCUGGUCGCCGCCAUGGGUGGGCGCAGCAAGGGGCGUGCGGGCGGUGGGCGGGUCGCUGGACGUGGCUGCUGCCGUGGCGGCGCUGGGAGGCGCAGAGGGCGCGGAGGGAGGGGGGGUUGAGGGGGGUGCGGGGAGAGACGUGUGCAUGGAGGGCGUGGAUGGGGGAGGCGGUGGGGGGAAAGGCGCGCAGGGGAAAGAGAUGGCGCACGAGAGGGAUGGGGAGCAAGAAAGAGAGGCGGAUGCGAUGGUGGUUGAAGAGAAAAGGACUGCGAGGUGUGAGGAGGGCGAGCAGAGCAUGGGUGGCGAUGGGAUGUGUGGCAUGGCUGGUGUGAGUGCAGAAGCAAAAGCAGCGCAUGCAGGCAGGCCGCCCUUCCCCACGGCACCCCCCUGCACGCCCCCACAAGGCCCUCCAUCCCCACCUCUUACCGCACCAUCGCCCGCCUCUCAAUGCCCGUCCUCACCUCCACUUCCCCCCCCGGGCGCACAGGCUGCAAGCAGCGGUGGCAGCGGGGCAUGGGAGGGCGCGGGCAAGGCGGUGCAGCAGCAGCAGGCGAGCAGCGGGCGGGCAGAGGGCGCACUGGAGGGGGCUGGGGGAGGGCAGCUCGCAGAGGCAGGCGCGAGGCAUGGGGAUGGCGGGGCAGCGGUGGGAGGAGGGAAGUGGAAGGGGAGAGGGGGUGCGCGGAGGCAGCAUGGCAGUGCGGGCGAGGUGGAGCGCGCCUUUGAGGUGGCCCCCGCCCACCUGCUCGCCCUGCACCGCUGGCACCCCUCAUCGCGGGACCUGUCAGUGCGCUGGGCUGUGUGGCUGCUGCGCCGCAUGCGCAAGGCCGCCUGCCCGCGCGCCCCUCGCCCGCUACGCCUGCUGCUCUUCUCCUCGCUGCUCUCCGCCCUGCCCCGCGUCGCUGACUCGCUGCUCUCACCGCCGGCAUCGCCACGCCAUGCUCACUCGCAGCUCGGAGCUAUCGACAAGCUCGAGCUCCUUCAUGAUACCACCGCUGUGAACUGGGCGUCGUUCGAGGACACACUCCACACCUACCUUGGCUCUGUCAUCAUCCAAGACUACUUUCAUGAUUAUUACCCGGAUCGCUGGGCGGCCAACUUGAACAACUACAAUAAGCUACGUGACACCUACACCAUCCAGCGUGAAGCAUACCGUGUGGUUGAGGAAGCACAUGGUAUCGCCGCUGCACGCAUCCUCCAAUACAAAAAAGAUGAGAACGAUCAUGCUGAGGAGCUACGCAAACUUCACAAGGAUGUCGCAGCAUGGCGUGUUGCGGAUCGCCGCGCACUCGCCAUCAUCUUCUCCUGCAUCCCCUCACACCUCAAACGCGACCUCCGUCCCACCUCCUCCUCUGGCCUCUGGAAAACCCUCUCUACUCAGUACGAUCGACAGGAUCUUCGCUCCCUCCUUGCCCUCUUUCGCAAGUUCCAAGGCACCACCUUUGACUCCUCUCCCACUGCUGCUGCCUACACCCGCCGCCUCAUUGAUACUGCACGACGCCUCAACAAUCGAGGCAUUGUCGUCUCUGAGUCUCUCCUCACUGCACGCACUCUCGACUGCCUCCCCCCCACAUAUGACACAUACCGCAUCACCUUCACCUCCCGCUACCGCUGCCCUCCUCCUGUGACAGACACCAUCGAGUGGCUCCUUGAUAGCGAAGCCGACCUUCAACGUGACUCCACCUCUAUCAAUGCAGUUCAGACUCGCAAAGCCCCCACAGGCAACGAGAACAGCGGCGGAGGUGGCGGCCAUGGCGGUACUGGCAGUGGUGGAGGUGGACGUGGUGGUGGGCGAGGAGGAGGACGUGGUGGUGGGCGAGGAGGAGGACGUGGUGGUGGGCGAGGCGGUGGCCGUGGUGGGCGUGGCGGACACCCCUCACCUUCGGGCACCCUUCCCCCGUGUCAGUACAUCAUUCGCUAUGGCUCCAACAAAGGCCAACCAUGCUCACAGACCACUCAUACCAUUGACACGUUCUUCAAAGCCCUCACUGACGAAUGGUUUGACCGUGGCAAUGUUGGCACCCCACCUCGCUGGAACACUGUUUUCCCACGCCCCUCUCCCCAUGACAUCCGCACUCCCCCCGCCUAUCAACCCUCCACCCCCAACCUCCACAAUGUCCUCACUCAACAUCUUCCAUCUCACAUCCUCCAGCAAGUCAAGCAUCUUCUCCCCUCAUCCACCCCCACUCCCACUCCUCCUCCACCCACACCUCCGCUUCAAGCCCCUCCCCCUCACUACCCUCCACCUUAUGCUGGCUGGCCUUAUCCUCCUUACCCACCUCCUGGAUAUGGUCCUGGACCUAUUGGUCCUGUUGCUAAUCUUGCUGAAUAG
Messenger RNA from Closterium sp. NIES-65, 4764 nucleotides. Lineage: Eukaryota; Viridiplantae; Streptophyta; Zygnematophyceae; Desmidiales; Closteriaceae. The record is from the annotation of a GenBank genome assembly.